ACCCCCCCACCCCGGCCCCACGCCCCCAAGCACACAGCAGUUGACUAGGGCAGCCGGUCGCUUUGUUUGUCCAGAUAAGGCAUGGGAGCCUUCACCCAGCCUGUCCCACGGCCUCCCUCCCAGAUGCCUUCCACCCCCCUUCCAAGAAGGCCGCUCUCUUAGGCAACACUGGGCUGUCUUCACAGCAGCCCACGUUCCCCCGCCCUGGAUCCCUGAGUCGUCUCAAGUCCCCGGGAACUUGGGGCAGGACGGAGUCGGAGCGAAACCUCAGAAACGUGAGGCGCCGGCCCGCGGGAGGGCAGAGAACGCACAGGGGGCCUUCCUCCGUGGCAAGGGCAGGUACGCGCCCGCCCCCAGCCCCGCGGCUCUGCACCUGGCUCCGCAGGGGGGCGGGCUUCCGCACCAGGACCCUGACCUCAGCCAGACCCGGCCGUCAGACUCGCCGCGGAGACCCCCGCGCCACGGCGCCUGCAGGAAGCCCUCCGGUGUACUUCGCGCUUAUGGGAGAUGAAGCCUAAAAGCUGGUACGGAGCCUGCAAGCCGCCCAGCCCUGAGGCCACAGGUGGAAAGCUCAGAGACAUGGAUGCAGAUUUAAGCCCUGCAGACAGGAAGGUCCGCCAUCCAGGAGUAUUAGUGCCUCUGUGUACCCCGCCCUGCGGGCAGGAGCCUGGGGCUGAAGCCUGCUGCUAACAGUGGCAUGCCCAAACCCAACCCUGGAAGAGGAAUAAAUUACAAGUGGACAAGGCUGCAUCCGCUUGAGCCCAGGACUUCCUAGUGCGCUAAGAGUGGCCCCAGUCUAGCCAGGCACCAUGGAGAAAAUCAGCUCCUUCUUCAGCAUCAUUUGGGACACCAUCUUGACCAAACACCAACAGGGCCUCUUCAACACCAUCUGCCUGGGCAUCCUCCUGGGGCUGCCACUACUAGUGGUCAUGACAUUUAUCUUCAUCUGUUGCCACUGCUGCUGGAACCGGCCAGGCAAGAGUGGCCAAAAGCUGGAGCGCAACAAGGGGAAGAAGAAAAAGAAGAAGAAGAAGAAGGCUGAAGAAGACCUCUGGAUCUCUGCUCAGCCCAAGCUUCUCCAGAUGGAAAAGAGGCCAUCGCUGCCUGUCUAGUUAGGCAGGAAUCAGAGGCGUCCUUCCUCAGGGACUAAGCCACCUUCCAACUACACAUGGGCUAGAGAGCAGCAAUCCCUAAAGUGAUGCACUCAUGUUCACAGAGGAACUAGCCAAGGAACAAACCGCAGGCUGAGUGUCCCCAUGGAGGAUGUCCCAGCAAGAACACGGACAGCUCUUGGGUACUAUCUUGGCAGCUAUGUGUCCAAUAGCAAUGCUCUUUACCCCAGACUCAGGCAUCCCUUCCACCUGCCUCCAGCAAGCUCCAUAUGCAAACGCACAAGGAAUAUUUGUCCAUACAUCUUGACACGUCUUCCAGAUACACAUGCAUUCCCACCAUGCGCACAUAAGUGCUCACACACACACAUGUAUACACAAACGUGUGAGUUCAGGCAACAGGUACCUGGGCCAAUAUAUUCUGUUCAUCAAAUGGUCAUUGACUACCUACUUUGUAGAUUACCGGCUCUCCCAAAAAUUUCUCAUAGGAAGGCCUGGCCGGAUUUGGGCACACAUGCACAGUUACAUAACCAGAUGUCUACUCCAUACACAACUCAGGUUAGAGAUAUGUGCUUUCCCAUUCCUAUCCCCACACAACCUUUUACUGGAAAUCCUCAUAUUUGGACACUCCAGCAAUAUACAACUGUACCAGGCUGUAUAUUGAUACAGACACACCAAGUUCCUAUGUUUCUUACGUGGGAGAAAAAGUUAAAGUGAGAUGGAUCAAAAUUCAUUGAAAGCUGUAUCUUGCAACUCAUGACAAAGGUUCCCAUCUCCACUGAUAGGUAUCGAAUGCUGUCUAAGACCUCUCUUUGAGACGCUACUCCCAAAACUGCUCAGUAAAGUGCCCAUCUCCAAGCACAAACAAACAGCUCUUGGUGGUGGCUUCUCGAAUGUUCUGGAAACCAAGGAAACUCCAUUCACUUCUGUGAACUGCAGUUGUGGGCCUGUGCAAUGUUUUACAGAUGGGAAGGAGAUGUGACACCUGACACCUGACCUAGGGAUCUGCUGUGUAACCAAAGCUUCUCAGCAGGGAAGGAAUUGAGGCACAGUCUCGUGGAAGGCACACUGGAAACAAUUUCAUAGGGUUGUAGGAUGGUAUGUUGCAGGUGGGGUACACAAGUUACAGAGUCUGAUGAAAGUAUAAUGAAGCUAUAAAGAGGUUUAUUAAUAUUUAUCUUGAAGCUCAGGCAAGUGCCUUGCACAUAGUAGGUACUCAGAACUGUCUGUGGAUGCUGUUGGAUACGUGAUGAUGUUGAGGGUCCACGUGUAAUACCUCUCCAAUCCCCCGGAGUGACCUUCUGUUCUGAGCCUCCUAAUUGCUGCAAUGGAUGGAAGCUGGGUAUCGAGUGCCACCCAGGCCGUGUGCAGAACCGACCGUCAGAUUGGCCUGCACACCCCAAGAUCGAUGACGGCGGGUAUGCUAGGGCAACACUGAGUUGAGGCAAGUGUCUCCCAACUGGGCUGAGGUUGGGAGGCCGAGUUAAUCCACGUACGAGAGGAGCUGGUGGGUAUUUUGACUGUAUUGUGACCACGUGACAAAGAUGGAUAAUUCCCAAAUUGGGAGCGGGCUAUGCUCUGAAAGGUCAUUUGCAAAUCUGCUGGGUAACUCUCUGGAAAUAUUUUCCCACAGAAGUUGUUCUAGGUGGCAGUAAAAUUGCAAUUUAAUUAA
Molecule: messenger RNA, 2781 nt
Organism: Hyaena hyaena (striped hyena)
Lineage: Eukaryota; Metazoa; Chordata; Mammalia; Carnivora; Hyaenidae
Product: KIAA0040 ortholog
Exons: 5
Coding region: 810-1112 (100 amino acids)
Source: RefSeq, a predicted model, not a curated record